Messenger RNA from Seriola aureovittata, 1383 nucleotides. RefSeq names its product ribonuclease P/MRP 30 subunit (gene rpp30). Gene Ontology annotation, cellular component: nucleolar ribonuclease P complex; ribosome. Gene Ontology annotation, molecular function: RNA binding; structural constituent of ribosome. The record is from RefSeq and is a predicted model, not a curated record. Bases 290 to 1150 code for a protein of 286 amino acids. The transcript is spliced from 12 exons. NCBI's taxonomy places the organism in Eukaryota, Metazoa, Chordata, Actinopteri, Carangiformes, Carangidae. Gene Ontology annotation, biological process: translation; tRNA processing.
ACGACGUUAACGCGUUCUCAUCUGACGUAAACACUAUGAAAAGUGGCGACGUCAUUGCGUCAUUUCAACGCGACAUCGUUUUAUAGUUUUUUUUUUUUGGUAACGUUUUAUUGAAGUAAAAUGACCACUACCACAAGAAACACUCACUGAUGCAGAGCCAGUGGAGGGACGAAUAAAACUGCUACGUGACUCUGAGAACAGCUGCUUAUAUUAGAAGAACUACAGUUCCCAGCCGGCCGUUCGGCUGUACACAUGUGGCGGGGAGCCUCAGACAACAGACGGCGGCAUCAUGUCUGUGUUUAUGGAUUUAAACUUGAGCUACACGGCGGACAGGAACGCCCUGCAGAGUAUGGUGGACACGGCUGCUCACCUCGGUUUCUCCACAGUCGCCAUCAACUACUUGUUUGAACCCACGGCCAAAAAGAAACAGGAAAUCCCCACCCCCACGCCGAUCAAUGAGCUGAUCGAUCAGUUGCCGAUCGUACAGGGCCGCUCUCGUCCAAUCAGAGUGCUGAACAGACUGACAGUUGUGAUGUCAGACUCCAGUCACUUUAGGCCGACUGCUCCAGAGUACCGUAGCUUCGACCUGCUGGCUGUGCAGCCGACCACAGAGAAACUCUUCCAUGCAGCCUGUAUGUUGUAUGACGUUGACAUCAUCUGUAUCUCAGUCACAGAGAAACUUCCUUUUUUCUUCAAGAGAGCACCGGUCAACGGGGCUGUAGACAGAGGCCUGGUGUUUGAGGUGUCGUACUCUGCAGCCAUCAGAGACUCCACCAUGAGACGCUACACCAUCGCCAACGCCGUCAGUCUGAUGGACAGCUGUAAGGGGAAGAGUGUCAUCCUGUCCAGUGCAGCUGAGAAGGCUCUGGAGCUCAGAGGUCCAUAUGAUGUCACCAACCUAGGUUUGUUGUUCGGUUUGUCAGAUGGAGACGCUAAAGAAGCCGUGACCUCCACCUGUCGCUCAGUGCUGCUGCACGCAGAGACCAGGAAGACGGCCAGUGGGAUCAUCUACACCAUGAGGAGCUGCAGUGAGUCGUCCUGCCAGCAGGAGGCUCCGCCCCCCUCUGAAGGUUCACUGACACUGACGCAUCAGCUAACGCAUCAGCUGACACAUCAGCUGACCUGCUCUCUGCUCUUCUGUUUUACCUGAACAGGUGAAGCUCCUGCUGCCAAGAGACACAGACCUGCUCUGACUGAGUGAUUGACAGCUGAGGAGGGCGGGACUUCUAGGGCUGACAGGCAUUUUCUUGUUUCAAUUGUACAAACUUGUUGAUUGACAGGAGAAGAUUUUGAUUUUCACUCAUUUUUCCUGUGAACUGAUUCGAUGAUUUCUGAUUUGACUUUCAUGAUUUGGAAAUAAACAGUUUGAAGAGUCGGUGUCAA